AUGCCAGCCCUAAAACGAAAGCGCCUCCAAGAUGAGGAACAGAGCAAGCUACUCCCAGAUGAGAACAGCCGAACACGACGUGUGACGCGCCAAAUAUCGAUCCUUCCUCCCCCGCUCCCCGUACCACCGAAACCAACUUCCCAAGGACGCUCGUCACGCGCCAAUCCGACUGCUGUAGCGAACCCACAAGAUGGCACUAGAGUGAAGGCGCGCGGUCGAGGACGGCCACGGCGAGAACCUGACACUGCUGCGGCUCAGGCUGGACAGGAACCAGACAGAGAGGAUUCGGUCACGCGAAGAGGAAAGAGAGGCGACAACACGACGAGUACCAACGUCGGCCACCAAAGAAAGGCGCGGAAAGGGCGACAGCCAGAGUCCUCUGCCGCUGCCUCGGAACGGAAGACGAGACGAUCGGCCAAGACGUCAGAUACUGUUCCAGAUUCCGAGGCCGAGGUGUCUUCGGCCGACUCUACCUCCGGGGAGGAAGAAGACCGAGAAGAGGGGGAGGAGGGGGGGAAAGAGAACGGAGACGACGAAGAAGCAGAAGACGGCGAGAAAGAAGCCGAAGCCGUCUCGAGGACAGCUCCAUCGAUGCGCCGUCCAAAGAGGUCGGCAGCCCCGGCUGUCGCCACAGCGCCUGCGGCACGGAUGAUAGCCAAUAAGACAAGCCCACUAACAGCAGACGGGAAGGAGCCAUCAUUUCAAACGCCGGUAGAGGCAUCCAGAACAGAAAUCGUCUUUAAUCACAUCUCGUCUUCCCCGACCACCACCCAGCUCCAGUCGGCCACAGAGAUCCAGCCGGCAUCCGUGCCUCUACAAAAUCGAACCGCAGAUGCCACUUCGGUCCUGUCACCAGCCUCGAUUACCGCGCAGGAGCAGAAGCAGCCGCUCUUGUCGCCCAAGCUGCUAAAAUCUGGCCUCGCAUCCAUGAGCCCAGCGACGAAUGUGCCUGCGGUAAUCCCGGGCAGGCGCGCAUCGCAAAGCACUUCCUCCGUUGGCUCGUCUCUGCAAGCACCGGCACCGCCGCCCGGCUCCGGUCAGCCUGAUCGUAACAUCGACAAGGUUGUCCUGGGCAAGAUUUGCUUCCGCGCCUGGUACCCGUCGUACUAUGGCAAGGAAGUGCUGGGCGAAACGGCAGGAAGCACGCACCACGGCAAGGGCCACCCGACCAGCGCGCAUUCCGGCCAAGGAAGCGGAAAGGACAGCCACCACGGAGCCCAUCGCAAUCCCCAGCCCAUACUGGACCGCCUUUACGUCUGUCCAUGGUGCUUCAAGUACUCCAAGGAGAUAGUGCCCUGGUGGGGUCAUGUGCAGGCUUGCGAGCGGCAGUUCCAGAUCCCGGGAGAGAAGGUUUACGUACACCCAAAGGGAAUCCGGACGGUGCGGGUGCCUGUGCAGCCGACUCCGAAGACGAGGCGCAGAAGGGGCGGUGGUGAGCCGGAAGUCCAGUAUGUCGAGCAAGUGGUCAAGGACGAGGGCGAAUGGAGCAUCUGGGAGGUGGAUGGCGAAAAGGACGGGCUCUUCUGCCAGAACCUGUCGCUAUUUGCAAAGCUCUUCCUCGACAACAAGUCGGUCUUUUUCGACGUCACUGGUUUCAACUACUUCCUGCUUGUCUACACGCCGCCACCUCCUACAGCAGAGACGUCCACUACGACAUCCGAUGGCCUUCAUGCCAAGAGCGCGGAACAAGAGGGCGUCGGUUCCCUGCCGCGCUCGCGAGUGAUCGGCUUCUUUUCCAAGGAAAAGAUGUCGUGGGAUAACAACAAUCUUGCCUGCAUCCUGGUGUUCCCUCCAUGGCAACGCAAGGGCCUAGGGGCACUGUUGAUGGGAAUAUCCUACGAGAUUUCGCGUCGUGAAGAGGUCCUUGGCGGCCCGGAAAAGCCGAUUUCGGAUCUUGGCAAGAAGGGGUAUAAGCGAUUCUGGGCAGGCGAGAUCGCGCGCUGGUUGCUGAGCUUGACCGUGCCCUCGGAGCAGAGCAGUAGCCAGUCUGGCGACGGCAGCGAGGAGAAAGCGCUGGUGAUCGACAUUGCCGACUGCAGUCGGGCGACAUAUAUUGCGCAGGAAGACUGCCUGCUCGUUCUGCGGGAGAUGGGUGUCGUGGAAGAUGCCGGCAUGGGACCGCCUAAAAGUCAGUAUCGCAACACGCUGCUGCUGAGUGACGAGCCCGGAGCCGGACUCGAAGGCCGUUCAAUGUCUCCGGCGCCAGAAUUGACGGGUGGCGGAAAGGCUGCGCCGGCAGCCCUGGUGCCGGUAACGGGCGCCGUCCCACCGACUGCAUCGGGUGUCUUGGACGGAGGGACGGCACCAGCACCGGCAUUGUCCGAAAAACAGGACGUGCCAAAGGAGGUGCAGAGGAUCCGCAUCGCCAAAGCGACUGUGCGCCGGUGGGUAGCGAAGAACCGGAUCAGUCUGGAAAAGGCGUGCGAUCCGGCAGGGUUCAUCAAGAUCUAUUCAAAAAAGGACUUGCAGCAAACGACAGAUGAAUGA
Grosmannia clavigera kw1407 is the source of this 2487-nucleotide messenger RNA. Its product is annotated as histone acetyltransferase. Gene Ontology annotation, biological process: regulation of DNA-templated transcription. The coding region runs from base 1 to 2487 and encodes 828 amino acids. The record is from RefSeq and is a predicted model, not a curated record. Gene Ontology annotation, molecular function: histone acetyltransferase activity. Lineage: Eukaryota; Fungi; Ascomycota; Sordariomycetes; Ophiostomatales; Ophiostomataceae. The transcript has 2 exons.